AUCUUUUCAUUAUAUUCGGUUUUAUGUACUUGUAUUACUAGACGUAUAUAUUUUUUUUUUUUAGGAGAAAAGGCUUCAUGGUCCUUUUCUCCGGGGUCUAGAACCGCCCCUGCUUGUAAAUCCCGUCGCCACCCCCAACCCCCUGAUGUACAGCCAUGGCAGGGACACUGGUAUUUCUUACUAGCUGUCGGGUCGCUGUUGUCACACACUGGCAGUUGCUGGUGAGCUCAGCUGUGUUUUGGGUGUGUCGCUCAAAUUCCACAGUCCCGCCUGACCACAUUUGAAAGCCUGGGAGGGCUGUAAAUUAGGAGUGCACAUACGGCCGGCUGUUAUAUAAAGCCUGUUUUUAUGUCUCCGUAUGAUACCGUGCCUUUAAAUAGUUGGCUGUUGUCAAGCAAACAAUUUGGGAAGUGGAGAAAUACUGUUUAGUUGACAUUUGACAGUACAAAAGCAGCUAUUGUCUUGUUGGAUUUUGCUACCAUUUAAUCUUGCUCAUGGAAAAAAAUAGUCAUCUGCUCAUUUUUAUUUUUUAACCCUUUGAAUUCAAUUUUUAUGAUAAUGUGCAAAUUGUAAAACAGCCUAAGUGCAUGUUUUUAAGGGUAUGUUAGCAGAUGUGUCUUCCACUUAAAUCAGGGGUCACUAAAAUGGACCCCACAGGGACUAGGUCAACCUUAAGGAUCCCUUAAAUAGUCUGCAGGCCUGUUGACACCAUAGCUCAUCCACGAGAGGCAUCAUUUUUUAUGUCCACUCUAAAAAAAGUUUCUUGACCUCAUUACCUACGGGUGGGCACUGACCUCUGAUGUCAUCAGACAGCGACAACAUUUUGACUUGCUUGCGUCAUCUCUACGCGACCGUUUAUUGACGUCAUGGCGUCGGUGGAUUUCAGAGAAAAUCUGCUGGGCAUCUCUUGGGUGGACAGCGGCUUGGUGCCCAUCCUCAACCCUGGUAAUGUACUUGAUUACUUCUCGGAGAGGAGUAACCCCUUCUAUGACCGCACUUGUAAUAAUGAGGUGGUGAAAAUGCAACGGCUGAGCCUGGACCAUCUCAAUCAGAUGGUCGGAGUGGAGUACAUUCUUCUUCAUGCGCAAGAGCCCAUUCUCUACAUCAUCCGUAAGCAACAGAGGCAGUCACCCACGCAAGUGAUUCCCUUGGCUGACUACUACAUCAUCAUAGGUGUGGUCUAUCAGGCCCCGGAUCUGAGCACGGUCAUCAGCUCCAGAGCGCUUUCCGCCGUUCACGGCAUCCAGUCUGCUUUUGACGAAGCCAUGUCCUACUGUCGCUACCAUCCCUCAAAAGGAUACUGGUGGCACUUCAAAGACCAGGAGGAGAGAGAAAAAAACAAGCCAAAGUCCAAAAAGAAAGAGGAGCCGGGUUCACUGUUCCAGAGACAUCGUGUGGACACUCUGCUUUUGGACCUCAGGUCAAAGUUCCCGCCAACCUUCUACCAGCCAAAGCCUGGAGAGAAGCCCAUUCCAGUGGAAGUAAAAAAAGAGCCUGAACCCCCCACGGAAACAGUCAAACAAGAGGAAAGGGAGCCAGCGGCUAAGUCCUCCGCCACCGCCGCCGCCGCACCAGCCAGCAAGCCGCCUCCCGAGAAGCGAGCGAGGCUCCAGUGACUGCAAUUACAACAUCGAACAAAACAGUUAGGACUUUGUCUUCCGCUACUUGACCUCAAUGCGAUCAGGAUGAGGAAGUUGUCCUCGUGUCGGACUUGGAUGCCUCACACACAGCAUUAUUGAAUAAUGAUGAUAAAAUGAACCUGGGGGGGAGGGCAGCGGAUGUUUGAUGAUCUUUUUGAUGACAUCAGCAUUUUGCAUGCAGGAUCAGUUUCAUUCCCGCAUGACUUUUUUUAUACAUGCAGGAAUGAUGGUGCGUCAUCAGUUCCUGUGGGAACACGUAACCCGGCUUAUUUCACUUCUAAGCUUCUGUGUUUUUGUGUAAUGUGUUAUGUUAUUAUGGUAUAGCUCCAUAUUUCUAUUUAAAACAUUGCUUUGACUGGACAGUUUUGUCAUCAUUGGGUUUUCAAUUGAAAAGUCACAAAUCCCACAUAAAAUAUAAUGUUAUGAUUGUUACAUUCGAUUGUUGUUUUAUGGAUGUUGAAUAUCAGAUGGAUUCAGUUUAGUGUUAAUGGGUUACCACCAUAUUAAAAUUAUACUAAAAAAGUUCAUGAUCAUUUUCAAUCAAAUAUUCUGGUAGGGUUUUCUGUAAUGUUUUUUUCCCCCUAAUGUUUAUUUUCUGUCGCCACUUUUCACCUGCAAUACACAAAAGUAACACUAGGUGUCAACAUUUCUCACUUAUGGUCCCAACUCAAAACAUUUUUAUCAACUUGUAGCUUCAUUUGUUGAUAAACAAUUACUAGUUUU
Molecule: messenger RNA, 2363 nt
Organism: Syngnathus typhle (broad-nosed pipefish)
Lineage: Eukaryota; Metazoa; Chordata; Actinopteri; Syngnathiformes; Syngnathidae
Gene: med6
Product: mediator complex subunit 6
Exons: 8
Coding region: 867-1616 (249 amino acids)
Biological process (GO): regulation of transcription by RNA polymerase II
Cellular component (GO): mediator complex; core mediator complex
Molecular function (GO): transcription coactivator activity
Source: RefSeq, a predicted model, not a curated record